AUGGAGAACAUCUUAAGGAGAGAAGUUAAGGAGGCUGAGAGGCACACAUCGUCCAUUAAGGAUAUUCUUGCAAGAUGCCCGGACAUUACAGGCUUUAUUGGGCUGUAUCUCAGAAGAAACCCGACGAAAAAGCAUCCGGAGUUUCUAGAUUUCUACGAUGAUCUAGACAUAUCGUCGCAAGUACUUCUCUACGAAAAGAAGAAAAAGAUGAUUAAAAACGACAAAUUCGAGGAAGAAUGUCUAAUGAGUUACUGCAUUGAACAGCGCUCCGAAAUAUCUUAUGACAUCAUAAAAGCGAUGAGUAGCAGCAAGAUUCUAUUCAAAACAUUGUCGACAGUUUUUUUGUCUGUCAGCAUUGGCGAGGAAGACGACUUUUUUUUCACAAAAUGCAUCGUGUUGGCAUUGAGAACCCAUGACAUAGAUUCUGACGAGGUGAAAGUCCUCAUGUCCGGAAUUGCGCAUCAUUUCAGUGAUGGGCGCAGAAAAUACUAUGAACAUGGAGCUAUUGUUGCAAGUGUCUUGCUAAAUACAAACGAAUUUGAUAUAGAAUCUAUGAACGAAGCACAGAGAAUGAUUGAAGACAUACCGGAGCAUGUGUUGAAAAAAGACACAAAAAAGAACUUUGAGAAUCCAAACGAUGUUUUUAAGUGUUAUAGAAAAGUGGAAAACGAUCUCGGGAUACUUGAAACUAGCUGGAGGCCGAAGUAUUUUCAAGAAGCCGUUAAACUCAUUGAAGAUGAGAGGGAGACUGAGAAGAUUGAGGCUUGCUUCAGAUGGUUUCCUAACUUGGUCGAAAAUGCGACCGAAAGAAUGCUUAAACAUAAAAGUAAAGAAGCAUUUAAAGUUCUAAUGAAUUACGACGGACGUGAAGAGCACAAAGUUGAUGCUGUUUCUUCUCUUAUUCAGAGGUCUUAUAAGUUCCUCAUUGACGAUGUCAUGAACGACUUCUUUGAUGGAAGUCUUUGUUUAAGACAGAAAAUCAUCUUAGCUUUUUCUUUUAGGAAGAUUAUUAGGGAAGGGCCUUUAGAACAGGCAGUUCCUCUCUACAGGGGCAUUAAGUUCAUGGCAAGGAGGAUUCAGCACGAGAUCCCAAAGGUUAUGGGAAGAGCUCUUGAAUGUCUUUUAAUAGAGGGGGUGGAAAGGAUCCAAGAGGGAAAGAACGGAAGUGAAAGCCUCAUGAAUAAUUGA
Molecule: messenger RNA, 1188 nt
Organism: Encephalitozoon hellem ATCC 50504
Lineage: Eukaryota; Fungi; Microsporidia; Unikaryonidae
Exons: 1
Coding region: 1-1188 (395 amino acids)
Source: RefSeq, a predicted model, not a curated record